Molecule: messenger RNA, 1932 nt
Organism: Anneissia japonica
Lineage: Eukaryota; Metazoa; Echinodermata; Crinoidea; Comatulida; Comatulidae
Exons: 13
Coding region: 39-1337 (432 amino acids)
Cellular component (GO): apical plasma membrane; microvillus; cilium
Molecular function (GO): cholesterol binding
Source: RefSeq, a predicted model, not a curated record
ACGUCGAGAAACUCUACCAGGCCUCUCCACGAGCAGCGAUGUAUAAUAAACUAAGGACUGGUGUUUGUGCAGUGUUCUUUUCCGUGUUUUUUUUUGUUGCGUCUUCUUUACUUUUCUUUGCUUCGGCAAGCGUAAGCAAUUUUUGUGAGCCCUUUACCGACUCUUCUGUAUUUGAAAAGGUAUUUGAUAAUCCAGAGUAUUGGAAAGAUGGCAUUACACCAGUGGAAGAGAUACUUCAGUACAAUAAUUUUUCCACAGCCAAGUCUAUUAUUCAAGCCUGUGAUAUGAAUGAAGAUGUCUUUACAGCAAUCAAUAUGAAAAUUACUAACGAUCUUUAUCCGGAUAUAAAUACGUUUAAGUAUUUUAAUACGACAAGCAUAAUUAGUACAGCAGUUCACAAGUCAAUUGAGCAUAUAUUGACACAAGAUGCAAAUGUUCUUCUACCCGAUGAGUUACCACACCAGCGGCCAUCAACAUUUAGUAUGAUGUCCUUUGUCCAGGAGGUGUCAUCAGAGCUGAAGUCGUUGCCUUUAAUGGAUUACGCUAGAACAUUAAAAUUAGAUGCGGAUAUCCUAAUGACGUCGGGCAAUGAAAAUCUGACUACGAAGUUGCGAGCCGUAUCCAACACUUUGAAAGAUUUACAUCUUCAAAAAUUACAACCAACGCUGAUGUUGUCGGAACAACUGGUACAAGAAAUUGAACAACUAGAAGCACAUGUCGAUGUUGUUGGGGACUCGACGGGAACACUAUAUGAAAAUAUGGAUAAAAUCCUUAAUUACAUGGCUGAUGGUGCAAUGCCAGCAUUUAAUCAGUCUUUAGGUUCAUAUACGAAGCGCGUGACGUCAUACCCACGUGACUACACUUCAUUUACGAGGAGCAAAAUGGAAAAUGACGUCGGUUACUGUAAACCGAUCAGUGAAGUUUACCAUUCGAUCGUCGCUGCCCCUUGUGUCUAUUGCCACGGUGCCUUGAAUGUAUUUAUGCUGUCAAUAGCUGCCUUAAGUUUACUGUCAGUCGCUGUUAUCACAUUCAGUUUUUCUCUCGAGAAAUAUCUAAAACGAUCGCCUAGUUCAUCCUCUGCUGCCUCCGAGAAAGACAACGAAGAUAUAGUUAUGAAGAGUCACCGUGUUCUAAAGGAGAAUAAUUGCAGUGUUCCAAAGGAGAAUAAUUAUGCAUCUGCAGAUGCCUGGUCCUGGACCAACUCAGUUAUCGAUUCUGAAGAUGAUCCAGCAGAUGCCCAGCCAACAUACACAAAUUUCAAUCCUGCUGACUUCCAAGGUACCUGGGACUCAGGGGUGGUUUCUACUUGCUCAACAACAAACAAUCCUUCACCAUAAUAAGGGAACCAGUGGUGCUUCAGAAAAUUGCCAACACGGUGGUCAACAAGUCCGACUGGGUCUGUACCAAGACAAGCCACCUGAAGCCUCGGUCAUGUCAGUGUCCUGCAAUAAAAUCCUUGUGGGGGAGAGAUUUUAUGGUCUAGAAUCCAAAACUGUGCAUUUAGACCACAAUAUUAGGGAUUGGAAAUCAAAAUAGCGUUGCUUAAAAUGGCAAAUUAAUAGUUUAGUCCCAAUGACCUUGUUGUGGCAUGAUGACGGGGUCCCACGCUUGUCGGAUUAAAAAAAAAUAUGACCCAACUAACCUGGUGCCACCAUGGUAUAUGAAUAUGGUGGAACACUGUAGCAAAAAAUGGCCAGUAGUGUUAAUGUAUGAUGGUAGUGCAGCAUUGUAUAACAGGAGUGGUACUAUACAUGUAUGACUAUAUAAAGUGCACAAGCAUUUAUCGGUUUCAUUUUGGUUAUAAGCCUUCGUAAAAGCACACUAAAAGUAUUACAUAGAAAACACAUUUAAAAUAUUGUACAGUAGUUAACUUUUAAUUAGUGCAUUUUAUAAGUGUUAUCUAGUAAAAGGGAUACAUAAAGUAAAAGUAAA